AUGGAACAAACUACUGGAUUGACAUCUGAGUUUGCUGAUACUGCUCUUAAAGCUAUUGAAGAUGUUUCUGAUGAGCUUUAUGAGAUAAGCAUAAAAAAUCCAGAAUUGGCUUACGAAGAAAAAUUUGCACAUAAAUUAUUAGUUGAUUAUUUGAAAGAAAAAGGAUUUAAAGUAACACCGAGUGCUUUUGGGUUAGAAACCGCAUUUUUAGCAGAAUUUCAAUCUAAAGCUGGAAAAGAAAUUGGUCAUGCUUGCGGGCAUAAUCUUAUCGCAAUUAGUGGAGUAGGUGCUGCAAUUGGUCUCAAGGCAGUUCUUGAGAAAUUUAACAUUGAAGGAAUUGUAAAUGGAAAAGUCGAUUUAAUUAAAGCCGGUGCAUAUGAGGGAGUUGAUGUUUCAUUAAUGGUCCAUCCAAGAAUUCAUGGAAUAAUUACUAAUGGAGGACAAGCACCCAACACUGGUUCUUUCCUUGUUCGCGGAAAGACAAUGAAAGAUUUGGAAGCGCUUCAGCCACGUGUACAUAAAUGCUUUGAAGCAGCAUCAGAUGCGACUGGAGCUAAAGCCAAAAUUACAUGGAGAAAAGCGGUUCCUGAAGAUCAGAAUAAUGCCUUCAGCGGAUCCACUGAUCAGGGAAAUGUAACUCACCUGGUACCUGGGUUUCAUCCAGUUUAUGACAUUCGUUCAUCUAUUCCUGCUGUUAAUCAUCAAAGAGAAUUUGCUUCAGCAUGCAGAACAAAAACUGCACAUGAAGAAACUAUAAAAGCUACGAGUGGGAUGACUUUAGUUGGAUUAGACUUUUUGAUUGAUGAAGAAUUUGCUAAGCAAGUCAAGGAAUCUUUUGACAAAUCUAAAUUAUAA
Molecule: messenger RNA, 855 nt
Organism: Racocetra fulgida
Lineage: Eukaryota; Fungi; Glomeromycota; Glomeromycetes; Diversisporales; Gigasporaceae
Source: the annotation of a GenBank genome assembly